ACCAAGCAAAGACCAGCAGCACUCCAUCUGUCUGUGUCUGUCUGUCUUCUUCCCUUCUGCCAACAACUUUACCCAUUCUAAACCCAAACCCUAAUUCUCCGAUCCAUCUCACUUUGCAUUCUUUCCACCGAUUCCGCAAGGUUUUCAUCUCCAUUUUAGCUGCUGAUUCCUUUCUUCUUCCGAUUUCCAACUGAAUUCCAAAGAAAGGACACACUAUCCAAAGGAACUUUUCUUGAUAGAUUGAGCUGUCUGAGGAUCUUGUUAUACUAAUCUUAUGGAUCAACCUGUUGGAAACAAUAUAUCUGGAGGGCCUCUCUCAGGGGCCUCAAACGAUGCUAUAUACAAGGAACUAUGGCAUGCAUGUGCUGGCCCUCUUGUUUCUCUUCCUCGUGAAGGAGAGCGAGUUUAUUAUUUUCCACAAGGUCAUAUGGAACAGCUUGAAGCAUCCAUGCAGCAAGGAAUAGAACAACAAUUACCUUCUUUUAACUUACCAUGCAAGAUCCUUUGCAAAGUUAUGAAUGUCUUCCUGCGGGCUGAGCAAGAAACAGACGAGGUCUAUGCACAGAUUACUCUUCUCCCAGAAACAGAUCAAUUGGAGGUGACCAGCCCUGAUCCUCCUCUUCCAGAGCCUCCAAGUGUCAAGGUCCAUUCGUUCUGCAAAACACUCACUGCUUCUGACACAAGCACUCAUGGAGGGUUCUCUGUUCUACGGAGGCAUGCAGACGACUGUUUGCCUCCCCUGGAUAUGUCCCAACAACCACCAUGGCAGGAAUUAGUUGCAAGUGAUCUACAUGGCACUGAAUGGCACUUUCGCCAUAUAUUCCGAGGGCAACCUAGGCGCCAUUUGCUCACCACUGGUUGGAGUGUAUUUGUUAGUGCAAAGAAAUUAGUGGCUGGUGAUGCAUUCAUUUUUCUGAGAGGUGAGGAUAGGGAACUGCGUGUUGGUGUGAGGAGACUUAUGAGACAACAAAAUAACAUGCCAUCAUCUGUUAUAUCCAGUCAUAGUAUGCAUCUUGGAGUUCUUGCUACUGCAUCUCAUGCAAUAAAUACUGGGACACGUUUCUCUGUUUUCUACAAACCAAGAACAAGCCAGUCUGAGUUUAUCGUUAGUCUCAACAAGUUCCUUGAAGCACAGAAUUACAAGCUCUCUGUUGGAAUGAGAUUUAAAAUGCGGUUUGAGGGUGAGGAGAUCCCUGAAAGAAGGUUCAGUGGCACGAUUGUUGGUCUAGAGGAAAGUACAUCAUCAAGAUGGCCUAAGUCUGAAUGGAGAUCACUGAAGGUGCAAUGGGAUGAAUCUUCAUCCAUUUUCCGUCCAGAAAGAGUUUCACCAUGGGAAUUAGAACCACUAUUAUCUGCAUCCCCUCCAAACCCUCAACAGCCUCUUCAGAGAAACAAACGAGCACGGCCAACUGUCCUACCCUCUCCAGCAACAGGUCUUCCUGCAUUUGGCAUGUGGAUGAAUCAAGUUGAAUCUUCAUCCGGCUUCUCUUUUGGUGGUGGAACAGAACAACACCAUCCGCCCCCUAAAUUUGCUUCACGUGUAAAUAAUAGCUCCUUGCACUGGCCUAAUAACCGCCAAGUGGAAUCGACAACUGAAUGUGGCGGAAAGGUUCAGAGUGGUGACUGCAGGAUUUUUGGGGUUGAGUUCCGCGAUAAUUCCCAUGUUGAAGAAAAUUCAGUUGUAUCUGAAGCGAUGGUUGGUGAUCGGCCUGUGACUACUAAUAUGGAUGUUGUCGAAUCAUCAGUCAUGCAGUAUUAUGAUCCUUGCAAUCACUCUGAUAAUCCUUCUGUCAGCUGUGAGCCUGAAAAAUCUUCUGUCAGAUGCAGGCAGACUAGAAGCUGCACAAAAGUGCACAUGCAAGGAAUGGCAGUUGGGAGAGCAGUGGAUUUGGCUCGAUUUGAAAAUUACUACGAUCUGCUGAAGAAAUUAGAGGCCAUGUUUGAGAUUGAGGGAGAGCUCAGUGGUGAAUCAGCCAUGAAAUGGCAGGUGGUUUAUACAGACGAUGAGGAUGACAUGAUGAUGGUUGGUGAUGAUCCUUGGCAUGAGUUCUGCAAAAUGGUAAGGAAGAUAUUUAUAUAUACAAAUGAGAAAGUGAAGAAGCUAUCGCCCAAGACAAAACUACCUCCACUUACCAUAGAUGUCAAACCGUGCAAAUCUGGUUCUGUUGCUGAUCAGUCAUCAGAUGUAGGCCCAACCGAUGCAGCAUUAAUGAAUUAGGAGGGAAAUUGGAAUAGAAGAUGAACAUCAACUGCUUUUUAUAACAAGUAAGUUGUGCCCAUGCAUCCUGCCGUUUAAGAAUAUUCUUAUAUACAAAGCUGUGCUUUUUUUUUAUAUCUUUUUGAGUUCUUUAGGAGGAUACUUGAUGGCUUAGGCAGCCUAUACAUGUUUACUUGUGUGUGUAUAUAGAUAUAUAUAAUAAAUCUUUCUUAUGCAUAGCGUUUUUCUGUUCUUC
Messenger RNA from Impatiens glandulifera, 2453 nucleotides. RefSeq names its product auxin response factor 1-like. Bases 275 to 2218 code for a protein of 647 amino acids. Gene Ontology annotation, biological process: regulation of DNA-templated transcription; response to hormone. The record is from RefSeq and is a predicted model, not a curated record. Gene Ontology annotation, molecular function: protein binding; DNA binding. The transcript has 16 exons. Lineage: Eukaryota; Viridiplantae; Streptophyta; Magnoliopsida; Ericales; Balsaminaceae. Gene Ontology annotation, cellular component: nucleus.